CCGGAGCAGCGCCCAGGCCGGCCCGCGGCCAGCGCGCAGGGCGCCGGCAGCACCCGGCCCGCCGCGCCGCGCCCUCCCCGCCCCCAACUCGCUCCCCAACGGAAAGUUCGGCUCCGGCUGCGCGAGGCACAGAGCCCGGGAAUGAGAAGGGGUCGGGGGGCGUGCUGAGGGGACCGGGCGGCGGCGGCGGCCAGGCGGGGGCAACUUCUCCCGGGAAAGCGCCUCCUGCCGACCCCGCGAGCCGCAGCCCCCGAGUGGGCUCGAGGUGGUUUUUCCCUUGCCUCUGCCUCCCCCUGCGGAUUCAAGACGCGGACCUUGGUCCUGGCGCUCCCGCUGCCGGGUGACAAGAGCCAGCGCCGCCGCCGCCGCCGCCGCCGCCUCGGCCGCCGCUCCCUCCGCCCGCCGGCCGCCCCCCGGCCGCAGCCCCUGCCUCCUGCCUCCUGCCAGCACCAUGGAGUUCUCCGAGAGGAAGAGGAGCAGGAAAUCCCAGAGCUUCAAACUGGUGAGCCGAGGUGACCGGCCUGUUGGUCUAUUGAUUCAUUCGGGAAGAUUAUCACCAUGAGGUAUAUAAGAUCUCAGAAUUCAGCAACGAUGUUAAUGGGGAGGCCAAAGAGACACAACCCAUUUAUUUAGGAAACGAAAGCAUGGAAAUUAAAAAACAAAUUACAGGAAUGAGAAGAUUACUGAAUGACAGCACUGGGAGGAUCUAUCAGCGUGUCGGCAAGGAAGGAGAAAAAUUAAAAGAAGAACCCCAGGAUUUGGAUUCAGUCUGGCCUCCGCGCUUGAACUCCACUGCUGAGGCCCCCCAGAGCCUCCACCCUUCUUCACGUGGUGCGUGGAAUGAGUUACCACCCUCCAGCGGGCAGUUCUCAGGGCAGUAUGGCACCCGCUCUAGAACCUUCCAGAGUCAGCCCCACACCACUGGGAGCUCCAACGGAGAACUUCCAGCAGUGAAUUCGUCAGGUGGAUCAAACUGCUGCACUUGUAACUGCCAGUCAACGUUGCAGGCCAUCCUCCAAGAACUCAGGACCAUGCGGAAAUUAAUGCAAAUUCAAGCAGCUGGAGCCCAAAACAGACAACAACCCCCCAUUUCCCUCAUGUGCUCCCAGCGAACCGCUGCCUCGCGCAAGAGAAAUAAAAAGAAAAAAGUGCCCCCGAAGACUGUCGAGCCUCUGCCCGUGAAACAGAAGGCCGGCGUGUUGGGAACCGAGAAGCCAGCCGUGGCCUCUGAGCAGUCUGGUCCCCCGGCGGCCGAGCACCCGUCCCCCGGGGACAGCCGCGUCCUCGGAUUCGGCAUUGUCCUGGAAUCGCCGGCCUCAGAUCCAGAAAGUUGUUGCGGUCCCAGAUGUUGGAUGACAUCUAAGAUACCCAUCUUGCUGUGGCUUGCCAUUUCGUAUCCACGUGACCAUAAACGAAUUUCUUUAAGAACGUGCCGUCUUUGCAACCGCAAACUCUCCUCACGGUAUCUUUAUCUACAAGUGCAACUUGCUGAAGGCUUUGAUGUGUUCAUGCCUAAAUCACAGCUGGACUCUAUAUUGUCAAACUACACUCGCUCAGGAAGCCUUCUGUUUAGAAAGCUGGUGUGUGCGUUUUUCGACGACAAGACUUUGGCCAACUCCUUACCCAACGGGAAGAGGAAAAGAGGACUCAACGACAACCGGAAAGGACUAGACCAAAAUAUUGUGGGUGCAAUAAAAGUCUUCACAGAAAAAUACUGUACCGCUAAUCAUGUGGAUAAACUUCCUGGCCCGAGAGACUGGGUACAGAUUCUACAGGAUCAAAUUAAACUGGCCAGAAGAAGGUUAAAAAGAGGCUCAGCAGAGGCAGCGGACGGUGAUGAGAGACUGGACGGCAUCUCUCUACCGCCAACAGCACCGGAACCAAGUCAGAGGGGGAGAGCUCAGAGUUACUGUAGAGGCGCCCCGUCCGAGGCACUUGCGCCCCAUCGCACUGAACGUGAGCCAGGAGGGGGCCCCGGGCCGAGUCGGUGGUCCACUGACGACCAGCUCAUCAACCGGAGGGAGACGGUUGGAGGUGUCCCUGAAAUGUGACGACACUGCUUCUCGGUGCGGCUUGUGGACUCAGCCCAACCGCCAGACAGCUCCCUCUCCCGUCUGUGCGUCUCCUGUCUUAUUCCUGAGGCGGGGAGGAAGGUCCCGAGAAACCGUUGCCACCACAUCCCAGGGUUAUUAGCCCUCUACGUUUGAGGCCGGGGAGCAGCCCCUUCCCUGAGACGGUCCUAACGGAACACUGCACACCAGGGGUCUUGUUUUCCUGCAGCUUAGGUUUGGGAAUUUGUCCUCCGCCCCUCGGAAGGAGAUACUGCCCAAGGGAACUGGAAAGAUUAAUUAGUGACCUUUCCACUCUAUUACAGUUAGAUGAGUGCGUUGCUAAUGCAGGUAGAAACAUUUACCUUACAACUGUGGGAUCGGUUAAUUAUACAUCGUGAACCUUCCAAAGCCCUCCCUUCCAAGACGGGGCGACAGCUUGGAGGUUUCGAUACUUGAGGAGGAGUAGGGAUUGUUCAGCUCACAAAUACGCGCGGUGCGUCCACAGAUGGGAGCCACGUACUCACAAAACCGCACCAGUGAAAUCCCAUUUUGUGCACUCGAAUUGUGUUUGUGUUUACUUACUGUGACUACUGUUCAGACUUUAUUCAGAAAUCCUUUUUAUAGGCUUUCUUAGUAAAAAGAAAAAUUCCAUAUCUACGGAUAAUGUCUCAAUCUUCUGUAUAUAUGUUUUAUUAAUAUGUAAAUAUUUAGAUUUUUUAAAAUUACUAUGUUCUUUAAAAAAAAAAUUCAACACAAGGCUAGUUGUGAAAAUGGUGUACAAUGUUGUGUUGUGAUAUCAAUUCCCAAGAUGCUCUUUAUGUCCGUUCCAGAAGAAUACAAUAAAUUACUUUAAUCGAA
This is a messenger RNA of Felis catus (domestic cat), 2909 nucleotides long. RefSeq names its product BEN domain containing 7 (gene BEND7). The coding region runs from base 645 to 2051 and encodes 468 amino acids. Gene Ontology annotation, molecular function: DNA binding. The transcript is spliced from 11 exons. The record is from RefSeq and is a predicted model, not a curated record. Lineage: Eukaryota; Metazoa; Chordata; Mammalia; Carnivora; Felidae.